AUAAAUUAUUAUUGUAUACUGCUUCUGAUGAGUGCGGUAAAAUGUGGUUGCAACUAGCAGUAUUUAUUGGCUUGGUGUUCAUCUCGAAUGCAGCGGAUUCAGACAGUAAAAAACACGUCGUCUGUUAUGUGGGAACUUGGGCAGUUUAUCGACCCAACGAGGGAAGCUUUAGUGUGGAUAACAUAGAUCCAUUUCUCUGCACACAUUUGGUAUACGCUUUUAUGGGCAUUAAAGAGAGCGGAGAGCUGCGCAUUAUUGAUCCCUAUCUCGAUCUGGAAGAUAACGGAGGCAAGGGCAACAUUAAGAAGUUCAAUGCCCUCAAAUUGAAGAAUCCCACAUUGAAAACAUUGAUGGCAGUUGGUGGCUGGAAUGAGGGCUCCAAACGAUUCUCAAUUGUGGCCAGUGAUCCCGAGAAAAGGGCACUCUUCAUAGAGCAGGUGAUCGAGUUUCUGCAGCACCAUGGAUUCGAUGGACUGGACUUGGAUUGGGAGUAUCCAGGACAACGACACAAUCUGACGAAUGCCAAUGAUCGUGCCAACUACAUAACGUUUCUCAAGGAACUAAAAGAGGGAUUAAAUCCUUUUGGCUAUUUGCUGACAGCUGCUGUGGGAUCAGCUAAGUUUUCGGCGGAGCAAUCAUACGAUAUACCAGCUAUUUUACCAUACUUGGAUCUAAUCAACGUCAUGGCUUACGAUAUGCACGGUCCUUGGGACACAACAGUCGGUAUUAAUGCGCCUCUAUACGCUGGACCCAAUGACAAAACGCCGCGUGAGAAGCAGUUGAAUGUGGAUGCGGCGAUCAAGUAUUGGUUGGAUGCUGGAGCACCUCCAGAGAAGCUAAUACUUGGUGUGCCCUUUUAUGGACGCACAUUUACCUUGACAUUUGCCGAGAAUCAUCAGCCAGGCGCUGCCCACAUUGGACGUGGCAUUGCAGGACACUAUUCACGUGAGCCUGGCGUCUUGGGUUACAAUGAACUGUGCCGUUUGAUGGAGCAGGAGCUGUGGUCGCAGGAAUGGGAAACAGAGCAACAGGUUCCUUAUGCCUACAAGGAUCGCCGCUGGGUGGGCUUUGAUAAUGAACAGAGCUUGAUGCUAAAGGCACAAUAUGCCAUGGACAAACAAUUGGCAGGUGUUAUGGUCUGGUCAUUGGAAUCAGAUGACUUCAGGGGCAAUUGUGGCAACAACAGUUACCCGCUGCUUAAGCAAAUUAAUCGUGUGCUAUUUGGCAGGGAAACACCCACAGGGCUGAAAGCUGAGGCGGAGACAGAAGAGGAGGAAUAUCGCUGCCCAGGCGAUGUUGGUUAUGUGCGGGAUGAGAAGAAUUGCUCACGGUUUUAUUUUUGUUAUGAGGGGGCAACGUUCAAAUUUGACUGUCCUGCGGGUCUACGUUAUGACUACAACAGCAGCAAUUGCAACUAUGCCGAAUUAGUAAAAUGCUAAUGCUUUUUUUAACAUCACCACCGAACAA
Drosophila nasuta is the source of this 1467-nucleotide messenger RNA. It is a transcript of the gene Cht8, whose product is annotated as Chitinase 8. The coding region runs from base 42 to 1439 and encodes 465 amino acids. Gene Ontology annotation, cellular component: extracellular region. Gene Ontology annotation, molecular function: chitinase activity; chitin binding. Gene Ontology annotation, biological process: carbohydrate metabolic process; chitin catabolic process. The transcript has 2 exons. The record is from RefSeq and is a predicted model, not a curated record. NCBI's taxonomy places the organism in Eukaryota, Metazoa, Arthropoda, Insecta, Diptera, Drosophilidae.